Colletotrichum gloeosporioides is the source of this 4344-nucleotide messenger RNA. Its product is annotated as putative ATP-dependent helicase. The coding region runs from base 1 to 4344 and encodes 1447 amino acids. The record is from RefSeq and is a predicted model, not a curated record. Gene Ontology annotation, biological process: DNA damage response; protein polyubiquitination. Gene Ontology annotation, molecular function: ATP-dependent chromatin remodeler activity; ubiquitin protein ligase activity; ATP binding. NCBI's taxonomy places the organism in Eukaryota, Fungi, Ascomycota, Sordariomycetes, Glomerellales, Glomerellaceae. Gene Ontology annotation, cellular component: nucleus. The transcript has 6 exons.
AUGGGUCGCACAAAGCAGACCGCACGCCGCGGCAAGCCGAUCCCAGUGACAUCCACUGUCGAUUUUCAUGAACAAUGGCCUGCCCAUUUCAUUGAUCAACUGCGUGCGCACCUCGCCGAUCACGAAACACUGCCAGAGACCCAAGAGACAGACGAACCUGCAGCUAAACGAGUUAAAAGAUCCAACAGCGACAUUAAAGCGCUACUUGUAGGAAAGGAAUCUCUAGAAGUUGCGCGGAAAUACCCAAGGGAACUGCUUUCCGACUCAUCGAAACAGUCAACCAUUUACCGCAAUGUUGGCCCCCUCCUGCAUGUUGGAGAGAGACAUGGCAAAGAAUUGAUCAUUGCAUCUCGCGCCAAGUCUGGGGCUCCAAUACACGCAGUCGUACCGGUCCAUCCGAACGCAGUGUCUCGGCGCUUAUCAACGUGCUUGAGCCUUUUCAACAGCGGUAAGUGGAAGGAGUCAAGUGAGGAGGGCGAAAUAUGGGUGUCGCUCGAUGUGGCCAUCUCCACACUGGGAGAUCACCUCCAGUUAGAGUUCCGCUUCUGUCUACACUGGAACGAGACAAGAACACCCUAUAGCCGACUGCGUUCAACGUUCGAGAGAAAACAAAGCCAUAAGAUCCUCGAUACCUUCUUGUCCGAUGGCUCUAAUAUCAUUGCAUCCGGGAGGCAGAGUUGGUCGCCGCUCGACUUCUACGAAGCGGCGCACGUUCCUCCCUCUGACGAUGAGAAUGGCCUCACAAUCGAUGUUCCGGAACUGACGGCAUCAUUAUAUCCUUAUCAGAAACGAACUCUCAACUGGCUUUUGAAGCGAGAGGGCGUCUGCUGGAAGAAUUCGCCUGAUGGGAGUUCGGUCGGACUUAUCGAAGAUUUCCCGGCUUCCAAGGAUCUUGAUAAUGCGCUCACUUUUCGCAAGACACAAGACGCACUCGGCAGAGACUUUUAUGUCAGCCACGUGUAUCAUGUUGUCACCAGCGAUCUUACGCCCUUCCAGCAGGCGGAACAAUAUGUCAGGGGUGGCAUUCUUGCUGAGGAAAUGGGUCUUGGAAAAACCCUUGAGGUUAUUGGUCUGAUCGCGCUCCAUCGUCGGCCAGAUGGCGAAGGCAAUGCGGUCGUCACUGGGGAGGGAGAAGAACUCCUCGCCACGGGCGCAACGCUCAUUGUCUCACCCAGCUCACUGAAAGAGCAAUGGAUGUCGGAGAUUCAACAGCACGCGCCUCAUCUCCGAGUCAAAUACUAUCCCGGCCGCAAGAAUGUGGGUUUUGAGAACGAAGAGCUGCUCCGCAAAGAUCUGGCAGCUCACGACAUUAUCGUAACUACCUACUCCAUCCUAACUUCUGAGCUUCACUACGCCAUCAAACCACCUGAGAGAUCCCGAAGACAAGAGAGGAAGUACGAGAGACCUGCGUCUCCACUUACGCAGAUGCUUUGGUGGCGAAUCUGUCUUGACGAAGCCCAGAUGAUCGAGAGUGGUGUUACAGGUGCUGCUGCGGUCGCCAAAGUCAUACCUCGAGUCAAUGCUUGGGGCGUAACAGGAACCCCAGUCAAGAACGACGUUAAAGAUCUGUUUGGUCUUCUCAACUUCUUGCGUUAUGAGCCCUACGCCUCCUAUGCGCCAGCUUGGAAAGCCUUGACGGACUCUCACAAGCCCCUCUUCCGAUCACUAUUCGCCUCCAUCGCUCUACGGCACACAAAGCAGCUCGUCAGGCAUGAGAUUGCUGUGCCACCGCAGAAGCGAUUUGUGAUAACUUUACCGUUCACAGCCGUCGAGGAACAGUACUAUGGCGAGAUGUUCAGAAACAUGACCCGAAACUGCGGCCUGGAUAUGGCCGGCAAUCCCUCCAGUAACGAUUGGAAGCUCGAGCAGUAUGAAACCGAGAUGCGGGCAUGGCUCAAUCGACUUCGACAGGCAACUCUUCAUCCUGAGAUUGUUCAACGACGAGGAAAUGGAAGAAAGGUCGGUCCCAUGCGGACGGUCGACGAAGUAUUAGACGCUAUGCUUGAGCAGGGCGACAACGAUAUCCGAACUGAGCAAAGAGCAUACUUUCAGGCACGUCUUCUUCGCGGCCAAAUGUUAGAGAAUGGUCCGAGAGUGAAGGAGGCCCUGGAAAUAUGGGGAAAGGUCAAGAAAGAUGCUUCAGUCCUUGUUUCGGAGUGCCGAGAAGAGGCAGAAGACGCGCUGAAAGAGUUGAGGUCUUCCGGCUCAAAUCAGGAUUCGAUAGUUGACUUUCCCUCUGACGAAGAUGAUACCGAGGAAACGGACGAUCUCUCGGGAGUAGGCCGCGUUGGCGAGGCUCGAACGAGACUUCGCCAUGCGUUGGAAAUCCUGCAUAAAGCAACCUUCUUUUGUGCCAAUGCGUUCUUCCAAAUUAAGUCAAACAGCGACCUCACAGAGCCGGAAUCUGAUGACCACAAGAAAUUGCAGCAAUUAGAAGAUUCCGAAUACAGCAAAGCCCAGGAAAUUCGUCGAGAGAUUCUGUCCGAAAGUCAUGCAAAGGCCAUGUCACUGGUCAAUAAGCUAGGACGGCAGGCUCAAUCACAAACGUUCGUGGACAUACCGGAGCUUGCAGUCAACUUGAACAAGGGCUUGGAGAGCGCAGGUGCCCUUGAAAAGCUCGAAGAGCUCUAUGGUGUCCUCAAUGAACAAGCGAACAUCAUUGACGAGUGGAGAGAAGCCGUCAUUAGGCUACUUUCCCAGCCACUGAUCGACGAGGAAGCUGAGGUCGAAAACACGGGUGAAGAGUUCACAGACUCUACAAAGACCCAAGAAGAACUCAUCGUAUACGUACAAGUGCUACGUGCGGCUGUUGCUGAUCGUCAGGAUGCGAUUUCGGGUCUCGAAAAUGCGCUCGUGAAGCACGAGACGAAGGUCUCACUGAUAACUGCCAAGGCGGAUGAGGGUCCGGCCCCGGAGCAAAUGAUAGCUCUUCACCAACUCAGAGACAAGGUCAGGCCAGACAGAGAUCGGCAUGGUUCAGUACGAGGCGCCAUUGCCGAGCUUCGAGCGAUCGCCUCGCGGUUGCCGCAGGACGGCGAUGGGCGCGCGAGCGUUGAGCGUGAAAUCGUUGUCAGGCAGAUUAGAGAAACUCAGGCACAUAUCACCGCGCAGACCAAGGCCGCGACGGCGCUCGAGCGGGAGAUGGACAGGUUCACGAGUGCCAUGAAUGCCAGAGUCGAGUAUUAUCGACAGUUACAGGCCGUGUCCGACAGUGUGGCCCCGUACGAGGGCCCCAACAACCAGCAAGCCAUUGAUUCAUGCAAGGUCAAUGAGGAUCAAGCCCGUCAAAAGUUCGACGCCGCAAGGGCAAAACACAGAUACUUGCUCAACCUGAAGGAAGCCGGGACACAGUCAAACGAGCCCCGGAUGUGCAUCAUUUGCCAGUCAUCAUUCACGAUCGGUGUCCUUACUGUCUGUGGCCACCAGUUCUGUAAAGACUGUAUAAAACAGUGGUAUCGGGCACAUCAUAACUGCCCAAUGUGCAAGCGAAAGUUGAGACUUACUGAGCUUCACGACAUCACGUUGAAACCGAGAGAGGUCAAGUUGCUCGAAGAAACGACAACAUCGACAUCGCAUGAGCCCAAAGACAAGAACGCAAAAACCAAUGGCAUUUACUCACAAUUUGGCUCUGAGAAGAUUGCUCAAAUCAAGGAUAUCGAGUUAGCGGGCCUAUCGUAUGGCAGCAAAGUGGACUCGAUCGUGCGCCAUAUCAUCUGGCUGAGGAAGACCGAUCCCGGUGCCAAAUCGAUUAUUUUUACUCAAUACCGCAGUUUCUUGGGCGUCCUGAGCGCCGCGUUCUUCCGCUACAAGAUAGGCUUCGCGUCCAUUGACUCGUCAACCGGGAUCCAGAGAUUCAAGGAAGAUCCGGGCAUUGAAAUAUUUAUGCUCCACGGACGGGCACAGUCUAGCGGUCUCAACUUGGUAAACGCGAGCCAUGUAUUCCUCUGCGAACCAUUGCUAAACACGGCCCUCGAGCUCCAAGCUAUUGCGCGGGUCGACCGAAUUGGGCAGAAGCACGAGACAACGGUGUGGUUGUACUUGAUUGAAGGGUCAGUUGAAGAAUCCAUUUACAACCUAUCAGUCAAACGGAGGAUGGAGCACAUGGGCAAAAACUCGAAAGGGAAAGGGAAGGAAUCCACCCCCGAGGUAGCAGAGCCUACACUAGAGGCUGCGAAUACGCUCGAACUCGAGACGGCUUCUCUCAAUCAUCUCAUGAGCAAAGACAAAAAUGCGGGAGAAACGGUAGAAGCGGGUGACCUUUGGGAAUGUUUGUUCGGAAGCGUUCCUAAACGCAUUACGGCGAGUGUGGCGGAAGGCAUCAUUGCCGACAGUAGAGAGGAUUAG